AUGGUGGUGCAUAAUAAUUUCAACAAUGGCAAACCAAAAACAAUCCUCCAUUCAUGUUUGAACCAAGUUUGGAUAAUCCCCUGCCUUCUCACAUUGCUCAUUGCCAUUGCUUACACUUACACACUCCUCCUCCCAAACAUCAACAAAGUCCUACAAAUCUACAACUUCACGGUAACUUCGGAAAGCAUACGAGGCAGUCGAACCACCGAAUCCGCCGAAUGCGACGUGUUCGAUGGGCGGUGGGUGGAAGAUGACUCUAGGUACCCAAUCUACAACUCCACGAAUUGUCCUUUCGCAGAGAGAGGUUUCAGUUGCUUUGAAAAUGGGCGGAAGGACAAGGAGUAUUUGAGAUGGCAAUGGAAGCCAAAGGAGUGCGGGAUCCCGAGGUUCAACGCUGAAAAAGCGCUCGAGAUGUUGCGGGGGAAGCGAGUGGUGUUCGUCGGGGACUCGCUGAGCCGAACACAAUGGGAAUCGUGGAUUUGUAUGUUGAUGGAAGGAGUGAAGAGAAAGGAAAGUGUAUACGAGAUCAAUGGGAGUGAAAUAACGAAGACGAUUAGGCAUUUGGGAGUGAAGUUUAAGGAUCAUAAUAUCACUGUGGAUUUCUAUAGGUCUGUGUUCUUGAUGAAGAAGAGUUAUAAGGUGCCUGCAGGUGCACCUAAGAACGUUAGGAUGACCGUUCGAUUGGAUAUGAUGGAUGAUAUUAGUGAUCAAUGGGUUGAUUCUGAUUUGUUGGUUUUUAAUACCGGUGGUUGGUGGACCCAGAAUCGCCUUUUUAAUGAGAUGUAA
This is a messenger RNA of Benincasa hispida (wax gourd), 786 nucleotides long. The record is from RefSeq and is a predicted model, not a curated record. Lineage: Eukaryota; Viridiplantae; Streptophyta; Magnoliopsida; Cucurbitales; Cucurbitaceae.